Molecule: messenger RNA, 2501 nt
Organism: Myripristis murdjan (pinecone soldierfish)
Lineage: Eukaryota; Metazoa; Chordata; Actinopteri; Holocentriformes; Holocentridae
Gene: fbxo4
Product: F-box protein 4
Exons: 7
Coding region: 127-1359 (410 amino acids)
Biological process (GO): protein polyubiquitination; SCF-dependent proteasomal ubiquitin-dependent protein catabolic process
Cellular component (GO): SCF ubiquitin ligase complex
Molecular function (GO): protein binding
Source: RefSeq, a predicted model, not a curated record
CAAGGAAGUGCAACAGCGACACGUAAGAUUUGUUGACAUCUCAGUAGCUCAAGCUUUGCCUUUUAUAAAUGAACACAGCGAUUAAGAGGACACAGGUUUCCAUACGCCGCCUCUCUGGACUUAGUGAUGGCAGGGAAGAUGCAGCAGUUCAACGAGUCUGUGGUGAUCCGCAGCCUGAGGAGGUUCAGAGACAGAUACAUCCCCAGCGGAGGUAAAGUUGUACAUGGUGCAGCGCCUGUUGCGCACACCGGGGGAGACGACUCAUCGCUGGCCUUUAUGGACAGCUUACCGGUGGAUGUACAGUUCCUGAUCAUGACCCUGCUGUCCCCUGUGGAUAUCUGUCAUCUGGGAGCCACCAGUCACUAUUGGAGAGCCAUGAUUAGAGAUCAGCUGCUGUGGAGGUACUUCCUGCUCAGGGACAUGCCGCGUUGGACCUCCAUAGACCAUGUGAGCAUGCCCAGACUGCAGUCACUGGAUGCCCCGCUGAGUAGUGAAGAGCAAAGCCUGGAGGAUGGAGAGGAGUCAGGAGACACAGAGAAAGGGCCCAAACAUGACUACAUGGCUGAAUACCUGAGGGGCUGCCCUGCCUGCAGACAACGAUGGCUACCUCCACGGCCUCCGUAUGAGGUUGUGACGUCAUUCCUUCAGUCUCUGGUGCCAUCAGCCGAGCCACGUUAUGCCAUGUACGGCCCCGGCAUGGAGGAGCUGGAUGUCUCUAUGGUGACAAGGCUCAUGCAUGCCCCAGAUGUACUUCCUGUGUCCGGGAUUCCCCAGCGACAGAUAAAUGGAGUUGGCUCAGGGAUAAGUUACAUCUUCAACAACCAACACAAAUUCAAUAUCCUGACUCUCUAUUCAACCAACAGGGCAGAAAGGGAAAGAGCCAGAGUGGAGCAGCAGAGGGUCAGUAAUAAGCUCUUUACCUCUGAAGGAACAGAUCAGUCAGGGUGCCCAGUCUUCAGCCCGGCCCCUCAGGUCCAAGAGGUGUGCCAGGUCGUGGAUGGCUUCAUCUAUGUAGCCAACGCAGAGCGUGAUGAGAGAGGUGAGAUGGAAACAGAGGCAGCUCAAAUCCGGGCUGUUGUGAGCUCUGCCUGGGGCUCAGCCUCCAGGCCUCUCCUGGUGCUCUCCUGUAUCGCCACAGAAGAUCCAGAAGUAGUUAAUACUACUAGUCUGGGAUCUAGUGGCACCAGAACCAGAGGUAGGCGUAAAACCCCCUGUGUGGACAUGGCAAAGAGACUCUGCCUACCCCAACUGCCUAAUCCCUGGAUGGUGCAGGACACCGUGGCAGAGUCUUUGUCAGGUCUUCUAGAUGGCGUUUCCUGGUUGCUGAAGUGUUCAGGGGUCAAACUGUACAGUAGCUAACUACUACACAGUUGGCCCAAGUCCUGCUGUUGACAGAGGACAUAAAUCCACAGACCUCAGUCCUUCAUCAACCUAACCCCAAGACACAUUAUACCACUUCAUGGCUAGUAUAUGCCCAGUGUCUCAGGCUUGGAGUACUAUUUGAUUUGAAUUGGAAGGCCAGCAGAACUGAUUGGCUAGCAAGCCAAUAAUGAACACUCAUGUUUACAGUAACGAGAAGGAAUUACAGCAGAUGGGGAGGUUGUACAUACAUCUGGGAGCUUUGAAGUACCCACCCCCCUUGUACUGCUGGACACUGAGCAGCUUCACUGGUGCAGUUAGGGGUUAAGUGCCUUGCUCAAGUUAUACUGACAUUAGUUGUCAUUCGGAAGAGGACUGUUCAGCACUUUAUUCCCUUCCUCCUCCACACAGAUUUUCUCCAGUUGUCUUGGGAAUUUGUAGCGAUAACCUUACCCUCAUAAAUCUUUUUCUGUAAUCUGAAGACAACCAUUGCCAUGCAUCGUUUGCUUAAUUAAUUUGCUCUAAAGAUCGGUUGUUCUCUCAGAAGUCGAUUGUUCUUCCCAAUGUGUCAGCCUCUCUACCCAUUAAAUUGCCAAUGACUUACCAUUAAAUUACUGCUAAAUUACCUAUAACUUGCAGUUCAGUAUGAUCUUAAGAUGACAUACACAUACAACCACUAAACAGUGUAUGUGGGUCAUAGUAGUUUCUCUCUCUCUCUCUCUCUCUCUCUCUCUCUCUCUCUCUCUCUCUCUCUAUCGCACACAUACACAAACAAAAAGCAACUUUGGGAGCAGUGAAAGGUAUUUCCUUUCUACUGAGUUUAGAAAUGGGCCAGAGUCUGCUGGCACAACAGAGUGCACAGCCUGCUACACCGCUCUUGCCCUGUGAUUCCUUUCCUCUGAGGUCAGCACUGGCACAUAAACUGUAGUCCACAUCUGUAUCAAGGCACAUGAGAGGAGCUUCCUGCUUUGGCUACCAUAGAGUGCCACCAUUGCAUUUCUCAUUUAAUGCUUAUCAGAGGUGGAAGUAACUAAUUAUAUUUACUCAUGUAAAAGUAUUUUUUGUGUACUUUUUUGAGUGAAGUCAGUAAUUUUACUUGUAUAUUUUUGCUGUUUAUUGUACUUCACUACAUUUUAAAUCAU